This is a messenger RNA of Strongylocentrotus purpuratus (purple sea urchin), 1990 nucleotides long. Its product is annotated as probable peptide chain release factor C12orf65 homolog, mitochondrial. The record is from RefSeq and is a predicted model, not a curated record. Gene Ontology annotation, cellular component: mitochondrion. Gene Ontology annotation, biological process: translational termination. Gene Ontology annotation, molecular function: translation release factor activity. The transcript is spliced from 3 exons. Lineage: Eukaryota; Metazoa; Echinodermata; Echinoidea; Camarodonta; Strongylocentrotidae. The annotation marks the transcript as partial.
GCUGACUCACUGACACUAGGUAUAGAUCUCGGGACGGCCGACGGAUGCAAUCAAAACGAAAAUCUCCUAAACAAAGCUCAAUGUGACGCUCACAGAUUUACAUCAACGGUCCAAAGUGCAUUUCAGAUUAGGAACUUUCACCAACUUCCAUCCUUAAGUUGGCAACCUUGUGCUGGCAUUUCAAAGACAGGAGCAUAUCAAUACACAGCUACACAAAGUGGUCAUCUCCCUUUAGAAAGAGUGUCCAGUGGGCCAGCUGCAGUACGCUGUAAAUCCACAACCACGACAAGGGACAAGCUCCGUGCAAGGAUCCGGAGCAAGCUCCCUGAUCUCAAGGAGGAGGAGCUGGAGGAGCAGUUUGUAAGGGGGUCUGGACCAGGAGGCCAGGCCACCAACAAGACCAGUAACUGUGUGGUCCUGAAACAUAUCCCAACCGGACUUGUUGUCAAGUGUCAUCAGACGAGAUCUCAGAGUGAAAACCAGAAGAUUGCCCGUCUCUUGAUGAAAGAGAGGCUGGAUCAGCAUCUCCAUGCCGACCAGAGCGCCAUCUCUCAAUACCAACAGACCAUGAACAAGAAGCGAGAGGAGAAGAAACGAAAGACGCGACUGAAACUUGAAAAGCUGAAGGCACUACGAUCGAGUGUAGAUGAUGAGGAGGAGGAGUCAAGUGGUAAUGGAAAUCAAGAUGUUACAGACAAAGAUAUGUGAGACUUCCCUUCAAUAGAGUAAAGAAAUAGAACCAUUGAAGGCUUGAUUGCAAUAAGAGAGAUUUUCAUACAAGAGGUAGAUUUUCAAACUAGCUAAGGCAUAUUUGGCAUAAUUCAUAUAAGGCAUAAUUUUAUUGUUUACUUGUCACCACAAGAUAAAUAAAAUUAAAUAAGAUAGCCAAAAUUUAUUCUUUUAUGAGAAAGUUAUGAAUUUGAAAGUUAUGAUCACAAUAGGUAUGGACUCUUCAAAUUGGCUAAAUGGGUAAUGUCUCUGUGAUGUAGUUAGUAGCAGACAACGUUCCCGUUUGUUCCAACACAAAUAUAUGAUUUAGGAAGGUCUUAUCGUUUUAGAGGACCUAUAAUGAAUAAUAUAUUUUUAUUAGUGCCUCAAGGGAGAAGGCACUGUACACGGCAAACAGGAGAGUUAUCCGCGACUAUUUUACAAUGCACUGACCAAACUGCCAGUUUGAGAUUUGCACAGACUUGCUGAUCUCAUAUUUCAGACAGCCAUAACUUUCUUAUUAUUGGUCUGAUUUAUUUCAAAACUUUGCCAUUCAGUUUAUCUUAUUUUUCUGCUUUCAAAGAAAUGAAAUUAUUACUAGGGUUGGAUUGUCCUUUAAUUGUCCUGUUAUUGUCCUGUAAUCAACAUAGGAGGGAGCUAUUGCAUUUGUAAUAUGUAGUUACGUAUUAGUUUUUUCAUAUGACUCUGUAUUUGUUGAUGGCUUAGAGAAAAGUAUGGACAAUGGUAUUUUCUCAUCUUAUGAUGACUCUGAUAACACUUGUAGCGUUUUGACCCUAUUUGAAAAUUGCUGGGUAUGCUCGUCUUUAAAGGUUCUAGGCAAAACACAAUUGACAUUGGCUUGCCCGUUCUGCUGCAUAUGAAUGAGAUUAUUUGUAUUUUUUACUUUCAAAAUGAGCAAUAUGAUUUCAUUCAAGUCUAACAUUAGACUUUGCUGAAAUAUUAUCGGAUUUGUUUCCUUUUUUCACAAAUAAGAGAGGCUUUUAAUUUACUUCAAUUGUUUGUAUGGAAUCCUAUACAGGAAAUGGUUUAUGAAGAAAUAUAGAUUGAUUUGUUUUAAAUUGACCUAUAUGACACUGCUCUGCCUUCUAAUCAUGACAGUUUCCAUUGACUACAUAUGAAGAGAUAUGUGCAUUAUAAAAUAAACAAUUGUGCAUCAUUGACCAACAUUGCAGUUUAGCUUCUAGUCCUGAAAGUGCCUUACAGCAGUCUGAACAUUGAACAAGUGUGUCAGAGGCAAAGCUUCUGAUGAUGAUGAUGAUGA